AAAUACAAACACGGCUUUAUUAGAGACCCGUUAGUGUUGGGACCAAACAAUAAAGUGUCAGAUGUGUUGACCAUUAAGAAAGAGAGGGGCUUUGCGGGCAUUCCGGUGACCGAUACGGGCAAACUGGGCGGCAAACUGCUCGGCAUCGUUACCAGCCGUGACAUUGACUUCAAAACCCAAGACAUACUCAACGAACCGCUCUCGUCGGUGAUGACCAAAAGCCAGCACCUGGUGAUCGGCGCCGACGGCAUUACCCUUCAGGAGGCGAAUGAUAUACUCGAGAAGAACAAGAAGGGAAAGCUUCCCAUCGUAGAUAAGGACCAACGCCUCACCGCUCUUAUCGCUCGCACAGACGUUAAGAAACACCGCGACUACCCGUUGGCCUCGAAGGACGAGAACAAGCAGCUGCUCGUCGGCGCCGCCAUUGGCACACGUGAUGGCGACAAAGAGCGGCUCAAGAAACUGGUGGACGCCGGCGUCGAUGUCAUUAUUUUGGACUCAUCUCAAGGCAAUUCUCUGUUCCAAAUAAAUAUGAUUAAGUAUAUGAAGAAUGAGUUCCCGAACGUACAGAUCAUCGCUGGAAAUGUCGUAACCGUAAAUCAGGCCAAGAAUCUCAUCGACGCGGGCGCUGACGGCCUGCGCAUCGGUAUGGGCUCGGGUUCCAUAUGUAUCACUCAGGAGGUGAUGGCGUGCGGCCGACCGCAGGCCACAGCCGUGUAUAAGGUGUCGAAAUACGCCCGAAAGCACGGCGUGCCGACCAUCGCCGACGGCGGUGUCUCAACAGUGGGUCAUGUGAUUAAAGCGCUGGCGUUGGGCGCGUCAGCGGUGAUGAUGGGCUCAAUGUUGGCCGGAACUACCGAAGCGCCCGGCGAUUACUACUUCUCAAACGGCGUUCGCGUCAAGAAAUAUCGCGGAAUGGGUUCUAUCGACGCCAUGGAGUCGAAGGACGGAGAGGGGAGUCGUCAACGAUAUUUCCAGGGAGAGAACGAUGACGUGCGAGUGGCACAGGGAGUGUCCGGCGCUAUUGUCGACAAGGGAUCCAUUCAUCGGUUUGUGCCGUAUUUGAUAACUGGGAUCAGAUACGGCUCCCAAGACAUGGGUAUCCGUAGUAUAGAACUUAUGAAAACCAAAACAUAUUCGGGAGAAUUGCGGUUCGAGAAGAGGACGGCUUCGGCACAGAUCGAGGGCGGAGUUCACGGACUCUAUUCGUUAGUUACAAAUCGGACCAAACUUUCUAAACAUUUGAACUAA
Medioppia subpectinata is the source of this 1251-nucleotide messenger RNA. The record is from the annotation of a GenBank genome assembly. Lineage: Eukaryota; Metazoa; Arthropoda; Arachnida; Sarcoptiformes; Oppiidae.